Messenger RNA from Python bivittatus (Burmese python), 4449 nucleotides. The record is from RefSeq and is a predicted model, not a curated record. NCBI's taxonomy places the organism in Eukaryota, Metazoa, Chordata, Lepidosauria, Squamata, Pythonidae.
AUGAUAAUACCUGUUCAGAGGAGUCAGCUGAAGAAAUUUGAGAACAAAGUUGAAAGAGGGGUUCUGAAUUCAACAGAGCAGAGGAUACUGAUUAACUGGAACCUUUUCAGUCAGGGUUCAGGUCUGGGCAUGGAACUGAAACAGGUGACUCUGGUAGAUGACCUUCUUCGGGACUUAGAUGAAGUACCACCUCCUGCAGAUGGCACUGAGGAAGUGGCUGUCAUCCGGCUUUCCGGUGGCCAAGGGAAGAUAGAUGAGAAGAAGCAGGUUCUUAUUGAGAAGGCUAGAACCGGUACUUUUAUUCAGACAGACAAGGCCAUUUACAGUCCAGGACAAGAGGUGCUUUUUCGGAUCAUCACCCUCGAUUCAGGAUUUAACGUGUUAAAUAAAAAGUAUCAACUGGUAGAGCUGCAGGAUCCUGCAGGGAACCGGAUUGCACAGUGGCGUAACGUGGAACCGGAGCAGGGGAUUGUGCAACUGUCUGUCCGUCUGGCAAAUGAACCAAUGUUUGGCACCUAUGAGAUCAGUGUGGACAAUAGGCAGGCCACACUAUCCUUCGUUGUGAUGGAAUACGUGCUCCCCAAAUUUGAGGUGAAGGUUGUAGAACCCACAAAAAUCUUUUCAGCAGAUGGCAACUUCCCUCUGAAAGUCUGUGGCAGCUACACAUAUGGCAAGCCUGUUCAGGGUUUACUGCAAGUAUCCUUGUGCCAGAAAGCUUACCAGUUUUAUUGGAGACCACUUAAUACAGCAGCACCAACAGAUAUUUGUCAGGAUUACUCAAGCCAGACUGACAAGACUGGUUGCUUUUCUGUUUCUGUGGAAUUGUCACAGUUCAGGCCUCUGAGCUAUGAUUACAGCCGUAGCAUAGAUUUGGUGGCUAUUUUGGAAGAAGCUGGAACAGGAGUGCAAGCAAAUACUACUCUUCAAAUCCCAAUAUCUUCUCAGUUAGGAUCAAUGUCCUUUGUGGAAACAGAUAAUUACUAUUACCCAGGCUACCCCUUCAGUGGAAAGCUCAAAGCCUUGCAAAAAGAUGGAUCCAUUCUGAAGAACCACAAGGUGUUCUUAUUCAUUAAUUUCAGAAAUGAGCGCAUCAAGAUGCCUCUUACCACUGAUAGUAAUGGAGUGGCUGCCUUCACUUUGGACACAGAUUCCUGGAGUGGAAUGGGGGUCUCUUUACAGGGAACGUUGCAGCUGCAGGAACCAGUGUACAGCUCACAGAUCAGCCAGACAUAUGAGAAUGCUAAUCUCUACCUCACACCAUUUUACACCACAACCAAGAGCUAUGUGAAAAUCCAAGGGCUGUCAACAGUGCUCCCCUGCAACCAGAAGCAGGAGAUUCAAGUGGAUUACAACAUUAGCAACAGGGACCUAGAAGAACAAGGGCAAGGCAGUGUCGUCAUCUUCUCCUACUACGUGACCAGAAAGGGGCAGAUCCUUGUGCAUGGACAAAAGACUGUGAAGAGUAAAGGUGGAGCUCUACAAGGCUCUUUCUCCAUCCUCCUGACUUUUAAUUCUGACUUUGCACCACAGUCAUCUCUGGUUGUUUAUUCUCUCUUCUCUGAUGGUGGUGUCAUUGCGGACAAAACUACAUUUGUUGUCUCCAUGUGCUUCAAAAACCAGGUCAGUCUGGGGUUGCCUCAGCAGCAAGAAUUGCCAGGAUCAAACAUUGAUCUUACACUGAAAGCAGCUCCUGGUUCGUUAUGUGCUGUCCGUGCAGUGGAUCAAAGUGUCUUCCUCCUCAAGGAGGAGCAAGAGCUCUCCAAGGAAACUGUAUAUGGCAUGUUUGAUUUCUCUGAAGGAUACCCUUAUCAGGUCUCUGAGUAUGACUAUUGCUUUGAACCUUUCCAACCGUGGUGGCGUAGGAGGCGCUCUGUCUGGAGACCCCAGUAUGACUUUGGGAUUGACCUCUUCAGUUUCCUCAAGGAAAUGGGACUGAAGGUCAUGUCAAACUACAAAAUAAAGAAGUCGGCUUCAUGCAGCAGCUAUCCAUUUUAUGGUGUCACCUCAGCAGCUAUGCCAAGGGUGUUCACAACAGAAGCUUACAUGGCCCUACCUUCUCCCUCACCUGACCAACCCUUUGAAUCCCAAGUCCGUCAAUUGUUUCCUGAGACCUGGCUGUGGGGCUUGUAUCCUGUUGGUGUUUCAGGAACAAAGCAAGUGCCUGUCACAGUUCCUGACUCCAUCACUGAAUGGAAACUCAGCAUGUUCUGUACUUCCCAAAGCCAUGGGUUUGGGAUUUCCCCAGCAGUGGGCUUGACAGCCUUUAAGCCUUUCUUUGUGGAUGUCACCAUGCCCUACUCUGUGAUUCGUGGGGAAUCGUUUCCACUGAUUGCCUCCGUCUUCAGCUAUAUGAAACAGUGCAUACAGAUCCAGAUUACCCUCUACAGGUCUGAAGACUAUGAGGUACAAUUAUGCAAGGGAUGUAAAUACACCAGCUGCCUGUGCACUAAUGAAGCCAAAACCUUCUCAUGGAACAUAAGGGCUACUAAACUGGGCAUGGUAAACUUCACUCUCAGCACAGAGACACUGAAUCAUCGAGUAUUGUGUGGCAGUGAGCAAACAAUUGUGCCGGAAAAGGGCCAACAAGACAUCUUGAUCAAGCCUCUUCUUGUCCAGCCUGAAGGUGUCCUGGUGGAGAAAUCUCAUAGUUCCCUGCUAUGUUCUAAAGGAGCUUUGGCUUCAGAUUCAUUCUCCCUGCAGCUACCUGAAGAUGUUGUGCCAGAUUCAUCCAGGGCCCAAGUGUCUGUCAUUGGUGAUAUAAUGGGGAUGGCACUGCAGAACUUGGAUAAAUUGGUGAAGAUGCCCAGUGGCUGCGGAGAGCAAAACAUGGUCCUGUUUGCCCCCAUCAUCUCUGUGUUACAAUACCUGCAGAGCACAGGGCAGCUGAAUGAAGAGCUAAAGACCAAAGCAAUGAACUAUCUGCAGUCAGGUUAUCAAAGAGAACUUCAGUACAAACACAGUGAUGGUUCUUAUAGUGCCUUUGGACCAAGUGAUGGACAAGGCAAUACCUGGCUGACAGCUUUUGUAACCAAGUGCUUUAUUCAAGCCAAGCAAUUUAUUUUUAUUGAUGAACGGAAUAUCCAGGCUUCUUUGGAGUGGCUGAGAAGUAACCAGCUGCCCACUGGGUGCUUUGCCAACGUGGGGAGGCUCCUCCACACAGCAAUGAAGGGAGGUGUGAAUGAUGAAGUUUCUCUAGCUGCCUACAUCAUUGCUGCACUCUUGGAGGCCCAAAGGCCACUUGAGGAUCCAAUGGUGAAGGAAGGCUUGAACUGUCUCAGAAAGGCUGUUUCCAGUACAACAGAUGUUUAUACACAGGCAUUGUUGGCAUACGUUUUUUCUCUGGCUGGAGAUACCGUCCUCAGACAAAAAUUGCUUGCCAAGUUAGACCAGCAGGCCAUCAAGUUGCCAGGAGGGCAGAUCUAUUGGAGCCGGAAACCUGCCUCAACUCCUAGCCAGACCCCUUGGUCCCAACCUGAGUCUGUGAGUGUGGAGCUGACAGGCUAUGUAUUGCUGGCUACCGUCACCAGUGGAAAGGUGAUCAAAGAAGAUAUUGGGAAGGCCACAGGCAUUGUGAAUUGGCUGGUCAAGCAGCAAAACGCCUAUGGAGGCUUUGCCUCAACUCAGGAUACUGUGGUUGCCCUUCAAGCCCUAGCUAGAUAUGGGGCAGUGACAUAUGUUGGAUCUGGAGAGCUCUCGAUCAUAGUGAAAUCUAAGACCUUUCAACAAUCAUUCCAUGUGGAUAAUACCAAUCAGCUAUUACUUCAGCUGUCAACCUUGCCAGAUAUUCCUGGGGAGUACACAGUGCAGGCUUCUGGUGAAGGUUGUGUCUACAUACAGGCCAUUCUACGCUAUAACAUGCCUCCCCUGAAGACUGCAGAGACCUUCUCCUUAACUGUGGAAGCAGAAGGGCAAGGAUGUGAAAUUCAGACGGUAUCCCGUUUCAUAACUCUCAACAUCAAUGUAAGUUACGUUGGCAAUCGGGGCGUUUCUAACAUGGCCAUUAUAGAAGUGAAGAUGAUGUCUGGAUUCUAUCCUGCCCAGGGUACUAAAUACUUUCUUGAACAGCAGCCACUUGUGAAAAAAGUGGAGUUUGUACAGGAAUAUGUCAACAUUUAUCUAGAUCAGGUUGGAAAGAAGAAGCAGUCAUACACUUUCAACAUGAGCCAAGAUAUUCUAGUCAAAGAACUAAAGCCAGCUACUGUUAAAGUCUAUGAUUACUAUCAACCAGAUGAAACGGCAACAGUGGAAUACGAAGACCCCUGCCAAUGAGGAGAAGAAAUAUUGCUGAUUCCAGCUGCAUAGUUUUCAGCGCUUUUGCAUGCCCAGAGUUCAAUGCACAUGCUCAUCAGAAUUUUCUGUUUAAGAGAAACUACAUUUCUUUUUUUGAUUUGCUUGAAGUGCCAUUUUUUAUGGCAAGAAGAGCCAUAAAACUAAGGAACUCUAGAAUAA